This is a messenger RNA of Capsicum annuum, 5085 nucleotides long. RefSeq names its product ABC transporter C family member 10. Lineage: Eukaryota; Viridiplantae; Streptophyta; Magnoliopsida; Solanales; Solanaceae. The record is from RefSeq and is a predicted model, not a curated record. Gene Ontology annotation, biological process: transmembrane transport. The coding region runs from base 310 to 4725 and encodes 1471 amino acids. The transcript is spliced from 11 exons. Gene Ontology annotation, molecular function: ABC-type transporter activity; ATP hydrolysis activity; ATP binding. Gene Ontology annotation, cellular component: plant-type vacuole; vacuolar membrane.
CCUCCUCUCAUCACAUCACAUAUAUAUAACACAACACAUCAUCUUCAUCGACAUCAGAUAACACAUAGGAAUUGUCAACUCUAUAUUAUUUACACUCACCGUUUUCUUAUGUCGAAUUAUAAAUUAUAGUGCUCCAGAAUUACACACAACUUUUGAAAAAAGAAAACCUUAAACUCUUGACUUACACACGAAAGGAUUAUUAUAAUUGUUGUUGUCGAUUGGUGAUAUUAAUUCUCCACGAAACUCUCGGCCUUUUUUGUUUUACACACCUUCUGCUUCUCUGGGCUUAUUAGAGAGUAGCAGAAGAAGAUGGAGGACAUUUGGGUUGUAUUUUGUGGAAAGCCUUGGAAUAGUGAUUGGGUAUCCCCGGCACAACCGUCGUCUUGUAUUAAUCAUGCAUUGAUAAUUUGUUUUGAUGUUAUGCUGCUGAUGUUCUUCCUAUUCACUCUGUUAACCAAGACAUCCUUAAAGUACACAAAUGUUCCUUUUCGCCUUUCGGGGUUCUCACGUUUACAGUUGACUUCUGCUGUUUUCAAUGGUUUACUGGGAGUACUGUAUUUGUCCUUGUUCAUUUGGGUGUUUGAAGAACAAGUGAAGAAAACCCAUUGUGCAUUACCACUGGAUGGGUGGUUACUGACCUUGUUUCAUGGGAUUACAUGGUUAACAGUAAGUUUAACAGCAAGCCUUAGGGGGAACCAUAUUUCAAGAACCCCAUUGAGGCUCUUGUCAGUUCUUGUUUUUGUGUUAGCUGGAAUUUUUGCUGGUAUGUCAAUCGUCGCGGCUGUUCUUGAGAAAGAGGUAACAGUAAAGAUAGCUCUAGAUGUUUUGAACUUUGUAGGUGCAUGUUUAUUGUUGUUAUGCACCUACAAGGGGCUGCGACAUCAUGAAGAGAGAGAUCAAAAUGGUCUUUAUGCUCCCUUAAAUGGUGCUGCCAAUGGGAUUAGUAAAAGUGAUUUUGCUAGCUCUGUCACUCCCUUUGCUAAAGCUGGAAUUCUUAAUAAAAUGUCGUUUUGGUGGAUGAAUCCACUGAUGAAGAAGGGAAAGCAAAAAACUCUCGAGGAUGAAGACAUGCCCAAAUUGGGUGAGGCUGAUCGUGCUGAAUCAUGUUACUUAAUGUUUGUGGAGCUAUUAAACAAACAGAAACAAGUUGAUCCCUCUUCUCAGCCUUCCAUUUUGAAGACAAUUGUGUUAUGUCACUGGAAGGAGUUAAUUGUGUCAGGAUUCUUCGCGCUACUGAAAGUAACUACUCUGUCUGCUGGUCCUCUGCUUCUUAAUGCAUUCAUUAAGGUUGCUGAAGGAGAUGCAGCUUUUAAAAAUGAGGGAUUUCUAUUGGUCAUUUUGCUUUUUAUAUCAAAGAACUUGGAAUCCUUGUCACAAAGGCAAUGGUACUUCAGGUGCAGACUUAUUGGUCUAAAAGUAAGGUCUUUACUUACAGCAGCCAUUUAUAAGAAGCAAAUAAGGCUAUCCAAUGCUGCUAAGCUGAUGCAUUCUAGUGGUGAGAUCAUGAACUAUGUAACUGUCGAUGCUUAUCGAAUUGGAGAGUUUCCUUUUUGGCUGCAUCAGACGUGGACAACGAGUGUCCAGCUCUGCUUUGCACUUAUCAUUCUCUUUCGUGCAGUUGGGCUUGCAACUCUUGCAUCCUUGGUAGUGAUUAUACUAACUGUGUUGUGCAAUACUCCGCUUGCAAAGUUGCAACAUAAAUUCCAGUCCAAGCUAAUGGUUGCACAAGAUGAUAGGCUCAAGGCUAUCUCAGAAGCUCUUAUUAAUAUGAAAGUAUUGAAAUUAUAUGCAUGGGAAACUCAUUUUAAGAGUGUCAUUGAAAAUUUGAGGAGAGUGGAAGAGAAAUGGUUAUCAGCUGUUCAGCUGCGAAAGGGAUAUAAUAGCUUCCUUUUCUGGUCAUCACCUGUUUUGGUCUCUGCUGCAACAUUUGGGGCUUGUUAUUUCCUAGGCGUUCCACUAUAUGCAAGCAACGUUUUCACCUUUGUAGCAACUUUACGUUUGGUUCAGGAUCCAAUACGAACCAUUCCUGACGUUAUUGGUGUGGUGAUUCAAGCCAAGGUUGCCUUUGCAAGGAUCGUCAAGUUCCUUGAGGCCCCGGAGCUGGAAAAUGAAAAUGUUAGGCAGACACACAACUUUGGAUGUACAGACCAUGCCAUAAUUAUGAAGUCAGCUAAUCUCUCAUGGGAAGAGAAUCCACCUCGACCUACUCUUAGAAACAUUAAUUUGCAUGUUAGACCUGGUGAGAAGAUUGCUAUAUGUGGGGAGGUGGGCUCAGGAAAGUCAACUCUUCUGGCAGCAAUUCUUGGAGAGGUUCCAAGUAUCCAAGGAACUGUUCAAGUUUUCGGAACAGUUGCCUAUGUCUCUCAGUCAGCAUGGAUUCAGACAGGGUCAAUACGAGAAAAUAUUUUGUUUGGUUCUCCACUGGAUAGCCAGAGAUACAAGCAAACUUUGGAGAAGUGUUCACUGUUAAAAGACCUUGAGUUACUACCAUAUGGUGAUCUCACUGAGAUAGGUGAAAGAGGAGUUAAUCUUAGUGGUGGUCAAAAGCAGCGCAUUCAGCUUGCUCGUGCACUGUAUCAGAAUGCUGAUGUAUAUCUCCUAGAUGAUCCAUUCAGUGCUGUAGAUGCCCAUACUGCUAGUAGCCUAUUCAAUGAAUACGUCAUGGAAGCUCUCUCAGAGAAGACCGUCUUACUUGUGACUCACCAAGUUGAUUUUCUUCCAGCUUUUGAUAUGGUUCUGUUAAUGUCAGAUGGAGAAAUUUUACAUGCAGCUCCGUAUCAUCAAUUAUUGGCCUCAAGUAAAGAAUUCCAGGACUUGGUUGAUGCACACAAAGAGACUGCUGGUUCAGAAAGGGUUGCAGAGGUUAAUUCUUCAUCAAGGGGGGAAUCAAAUACAAGAGAAAUUUGUAAGACUGAUACUGGUAAAAAAUCUGUAGCCCCGGGAGGUGAUCAGUUGAUUAAACAAGAGGAGAGAGAAGUCGGAGACACUGGAUUUACGCCUUAUGUUCAGUAUCUAAAUCAGAACAAAGGGUACUUGUUCUUUUCCAUUGCUAUGCUCUCGCACGUAACAUUCGUGAUUGGUCAGGUAAUUCAGAACUCCUGGAUGGCUGCAAAUGUUGAUAAUCCCCAAGUUAGCACUCUGAGACUGAUUGCAGUUUACUUGGUAAUUGGAGUUGUUUCAACGCUGUUUUUGCUCUCUAGAUCCCUAUCAACGGUUUUCUUGGGUUUGCAAUCAUCAAACUCCUUGUUCUCAGAGCUAUUAAAUUCUCUUUUUCAUGCUCCUAUGUCAUUUUAUGACUCUACACCUUUGGGGAGGAUAUUAAGCCGGGUCUCAUCAGAUUUGAGUAUAGUUGAUCUUGAUAUUCCAUUCAACUUGGUUUUCGCUUUCGGAGCUACCAUAAACUUCUAUUCGAAUCUUCUGGUGCUAGCUGUUGUGACUUGGCAAGUUCUGAUUAUCUCCAUCCCAAUGGUUUAUUUGGCCAUUCAGUUGCAGAAAUACUACUAUGCAUCAGCAAAAGAGUUAAUGCGGAUAAAUGGUACUACUAAAUCAUUUGUGGCUAACCAUCUUGCCGAAUCUAUUGCUGGAGCUGUGACUAUAAGGGCAUUCAAAGAGGAAGAUAGAUUUUUUGCGAAAACUUUUGAGCUAAUUGAUAUAAAUGCCAGUCCUUUCUUUCACAGUUUUGCAGCAAAUGAGUGGUUAAUUCAACGACUGGAAACUAUUAGUGCAACUGUUCUUGCAUCUUCGGCACUCUGCAUGGUUUUGCUUCCUCCUGGGACUUUCAGCCCAGGAUUUAUUGGGAUGGCUUUGUCGUAUGGUCUUUCCUUGAACAUGUCUCUUGUUUUUUCUAUUCAAAACCAAUGCACACUAGCAAAUUACAUAAUUUCUGUAGAAAGACUUAACCAAUAUAUGCACAUUCCGAGUGAAGCACCUGAGGUGGUUAAAGAGAACCGUCCACCAGUCAAUUGGCCUACAAGGGGUAAAGUUGAAAUUCAAGAUUUGCAGAUCAGAUAUAGGGAAGAUUCCCCGCUUGUUCUUAGGGGGAUCAAUUGUACAAUCGAAGGAGGCCAUAAAAUUGGUGUUGUUGGCCGGACUGGCAGUGGCAAAACUACACUCAUUGGUGCACUAUUUCGAUUAGUGGAGCCAUCAGAUGGAAGGAUUUUGGUAGAUGGAAUUGACAUUUCUAAAAUUGGUCUUCAUGAUUUAAGGUCCCGUUUUGGGAUUAUACCUCAGGACCCCACACUCUUCAAUGGAACAGUAAGAUACAACAUGGAUCCCUUAUGUCAGCAUACUGAUGAGGAAAUAUGGGAGGUUCUUGGAAAGUGUCAGCUAAAAGAGCCAGUCGAGGAAAAAGAGAAGGGGCUUGACUCAUUGGUUGUGGAAGAUGGAUCUAACUGGAGCAUGGGGCAACGACAAUUGUUCUGUUUGGGACGUGCUCUUUUGAGGAAAGCUAAGAUUUUGGUGCUUGAUGAAGCAACUGCAUCAAUUGACAAUGCCACUGAUAUGAUAUUGCAGAAAACUAUCAGGACUGAAUUUGCUAACAGCACUGUUAUUACAGUAGCUCACAGGAUACCUACAGUAAUGGAUUGUACAAUGGUUCUGGCCAUUAGUGAUGGGAAACUAGUGGAGUAUGAUGAACCUAUGAAGCUGAUGAAGAAAGAAGGUUCACUAUUUGGGCAGCUUGUGAAGGAGUAUUGGUCUCAUUAUCACUCGGCUGAAUCUCAUUGAAGCUGACUGUGCAUUUGCAACAUCAUUUUUGGCCCAACAAUAUAUCCUGUAUAGUGGCAACUGUUUUGGAUGCACGAACGAGGCACCAUUAGGGCAGAGCUGAACGCAAUGUUAAUUUUCAUAAGCAUGUGAAUUUAAUCUGGCAAAGGAGUCUAGAAUGGCACAAACCAAUGUGGGGAAUUCGUGAGCAAGAAGAAAAAAGGCAGUGCUCCAAAUUCUAUACUGCAAUUUGGAUAGCUCGACAGGUGGCCAGUGUGAACUGUAGCUUAUGUCAAGUCUUCUUGAUUUUGUACCAUUUCACAUCAAAUGUAUGCUCACCUAUGUAUAUGUUCCAACAGUAUAAAUUUAGUUCUCUCGUAA